Molecule: messenger RNA, 3352 nt
Organism: Anolis sagrei ordinatus
Lineage: Eukaryota; Metazoa; Chordata; Lepidosauria; Squamata; Anolidae
Gene: PRR14
Product: proline rich 14
Cellular component (GO): nucleoplasm
Source: RefSeq, a predicted model, not a curated record
GGGUGGAACACGAAAGGGAAAAGGGUAGCGUCGAGGUGUGAGUAAGAGAAGGGCAAGGAGGGAGGAGGAAGAGGGAGUUAGUUGGUGAGUUGGAGGGAGGGAAGGAAGGAAGGAGGAAAGACGAGGAGGGGGGCUGUUUUUCAAACUGAGUUUAACUGAUUCGAGAAGGGAGCCCAAGGAAGUGGGCAAAGAAGAAAGGUGAGGAAUGAGAAUUUGGUGGACCAACCCGGGGCGGCCACCAAAUUCCCGAUUCUGAGGAGGAUUGAGAUCUGCCAUGGAGUGUCCAAUGCUUGAAGGAACGUCAGAAGACGAGACUCUAAUGUGUGCUUUCAAGAGGCGUGUGAGGCAACGAAAAGUCUUCAAAUACAGGCCUGCUGCUGAGGAGCAGGAGUCCUCUUCCCUGCAGCAGAAUCCUCUUGAGAGAGACGGAGCACCUCUCCUCCCUUCUGGGGAUACAGAGUGGUCACCCACCAAGAGGCAACGGCUUCAGAAGGGCUUACCUCCAAUGGAGGAAACAAAUGGGAGCGCUUGCCCUGGGGAAGAGGAGAGCUUGUGGCACGUGGCGUCUCCCAUGGAGAAGAAGCAGCGGAAGGUGUUGGCGGUUGACCUGGAAGACCUUUCUACAACCCAAGUGCCUGAGGAUCUACAAAGGUGCUCACCUCUACAAAAACCUGCCAUAUCACCCUGUAUAAAUUCCCACCAGCCAAUGAUCUUGAAGGAAGAUGGAACUUCCUGCUCAGCAAAGGGCCAUAGUAGUACCACAUGCAGCCCAACGUCUUCUAAGGAGGUCUCCCCACCACAUGAGGACCCUCAAGAGAAGUUGACGCAUGUGUGCCGACAGCUGUGGGCUCAGAGAUUGUCUCCUCUUCUGUGCCAUGAGUCGGACCGCCUACAAGCUAAAAGGCAGCGCCUGCAAAAUGGCAUUUCCUCGGUCAGCGGGAAUGAGGGGACGAAAGCUGUCAGCGUGGAGGGCUCUCCUUUGAGUCAAGUCUUGGAUGCCGGCGUUGGCAUGGAGCAGCUGGAGACCUCCCUACCCCCCUGUCGGAAUGACCGUCCAGUGUUGCAUAGCCAGUCUCCUGCUUCACAUGUGGAAAAGCCAAUCCCUCCUGAUCCGUGUGAGCACACCCAUCAGACAGAUGUCUCAUCAGAUGCUGACGAAGUGCCUUCUUCUUGGACCCCUGCCACGUCAACCCUCUUGCACCCUUCAGUGAUCCCACGCUUCCGAAACUGGGGCCUGGCCCCUGUUUUCCAGAGCAUGCGUUCUAAACUGGAGGCCUUCUCAGAGAUCUUCCUGAGCCCGUCCAAACCUGCUCUUCCGUCCACUAAGGAAACACCCUCCUUGCCGCUGAGCCCACAGACAGAUGAGGACCAGGCAGCGUCCCAGCCAGGAAGUCCACAGAGAGGAGUCAAUAUCGAGGUGAAAAUAGCCAUCUCAGAACCUCGUCCCCGGAAGAGAAGCUGUCACCAAGAAGAGGAGGAGGAGAUGGGCAGCAUGGCGGUGAGUGGGCGGCCGCCAAUCCGCCAGUGGCGCCUGAGUGAGGGAGAUCCGGCUCCUCAGCCCCGCCUUGGACGCAGCUAUUCCUGCCCGGAUUUCCCCAGGGCCUGCUCCUGGCAAGCCUCUCUGGUGGCCGUGUCUCCUUCCUCGCAGCUGCGACAGCGACGGCACACUGUCUGCAGUCUGGAAGUAUCCCGAGAGCUGGGCCAUCCCACGCUGCCCUGCCUCCGCAAAGAGGUGUACCCAUUCAGUACACCCCCUCCGCGAUUCUUGGUGCGCUCGUCCAAUACGGAUAGCACCUCGUACUGCUCUCCUGUGCCGUCCUGCUGCCGAGACUCCAGCCCAGUUCAUUCCAGGGACCUCUCCACUUCUCCCGAUGGUGGACAGAGGGUGCCUAGCAUUGGCCUGGAUGUAGAUGACACUGAGUUGGCUACGUCAGAACAGAUGAUGCUUUCAGAGGAUGAAAUGAAGGUUUCACAGGACAACACCACAGGGAAAGUGUCCUGCAUCAGAAUCCGCAGGACUCCAGCUAGGCAGCAAGCAAAUCUCACUCCAAUGGGACUUCCACGGCCUGUCAGGCUGAACAAGAAAGAAUUCAGUCUGGAAGAGAUCUACACAAACAAGAACUACCGCACCCCUACAGAGAAAAGGUCAUUUGAGACCAUCUUUGAGGUGCCACUAGAACGCAAUGGGGCCCUCAUUUUCACCAGCCAACGCAAGCUGAAGCGGGCUGUGGAGUUUCGAGAGGGUGGUCUUCCCCGCAAACAGCGCAAAGCCCGCACUCGAGGAGGGCGCAAGGCCGGGGGCCGGAGGGCCCAGCCCCAGCACCCUGAUUUGGAAGAACAGCUACGACAACGGCUGGCAGAGCUGGAUGCCCUGUUUGGGGAAGACGAGAGCUGAGCAAAGCCACUCUCUAAGUAGAGGGAGUUGUGGCCCUGGAAACUCUUCUCCUUCCCUCAUCCCAGAGGUGCUGUUUGCAUUUCAAACCACAAACCCACAAUUUGACCACUCCAGGCUUCUCCUGUGGCCUUCUUCAUUCUCAACUUCCCCAGACAAAUUGAUCUCUGGUGCUUGUGGCUGCCACUUUGUCCUCUAUUUAGGUAAUCAUACCACGCCAUGGAGGUGGUUGCUCUGAAAAUACCAUGCGGACAAUCACCGUACUGCCUGUGCUGGCAUCAUAUCAGCCAAAGUGAGCAAUAUUUGCAGUGUCCCAAAGUCGCCUGUUUAGUGCAUUCCGCUACUUGCGCACAACCUGACCAUUGGUGCCUUGCAUGGAGUGUUGAUCGAAUGCUAUCUAAUAUUGUGCCAUCCUUUAGAGACUUGGGCCAUCAAAGAUUGAGCCCAACUCCAUGAGAAACAUGUCUUUGUGCUUUCCACCCAAAAACAAAACAGAACAAAAAACCGAAUGCAGAAUGUAAGAAGCCCAAAGAAAUGGACAGGUAAUAACAAAUGGUCUGUUGGGAAAGAAGCAGCUGCUUGCUUAUUUUACAGGGCAGGAGAUGAUGUGCGGAGGAAAACUAGAGCUUGAAAACAUUACCCCUUUGGGUAACAGAUCCCAGAAUCCUCCAUCCCUCAUGGCGGCUAUUCCAGGAGUUAUAAUUCAAAAGAAUAAUGUUUUACACCCCCGGAAACGUGUAUAAAGAGGCCGAGAAAAGGGCCCUGUGCCCUUGCUCAUUGUUAAAACAUGGGCAGUCCACGAAUGAAAUAGACUGAAGUGCAUAAAGCUUGGAUCACUUUGCUUUGAUCACUUUGCUGGGACUGUUCAGUUAAGCAUUAAGCAUGAAGGGUGUUCAUUUGUUUGCAUUUUUAUAUUAAGCUAUAUUUCUAAUAAACGUUGCAGCUUGGUUUAAAAACAAA